Molecule: messenger RNA, 2810 nt
Organism: Nothobranchius furzeri (turquoise killifish)
Lineage: Eukaryota; Metazoa; Chordata; Actinopteri; Cyprinodontiformes; Nothobranchiidae
Gene: chrm5a
Product: cholinergic receptor, muscarinic 5a
Biological process (GO): G protein-coupled receptor signaling pathway, coupled to cyclic nucleotide second messenger; adenylate cyclase-inhibiting G protein-coupled acetylcholine receptor signaling pathway; chemical synaptic transmission
Cellular component (GO): plasma membrane; dendrite; synapse
Molecular function (GO): G protein-coupled acetylcholine receptor activity; G protein-coupled serotonin receptor activity
Source: RefSeq, a predicted model, not a curated record
CCCCACCUCUCCCCCUACUGUAGUUUUCACUUCAUGCUCACUGUGCCAAAACAUGAUGAACAAAUUCAACCCUAUGGGAAUUCCUCCUCCCAGCUUGCUAGCGUCAGCUACAUCUGUGUCUUUCAGCCAGAAUGCGUCCAGCAGCAGCAGCAGCAGGGACUCGGCUCAGAUAUCGGGCUGUCUCUCCGUGACAUUCUGCUUCAGCCUACUGUAGAGGCAGCACAGAUCUUCUCUUCUCUGCUCCGUGGAAGAGAAAGUUCCCUUCUGUUCUUUGGUACCUGAGCAGAAUCAUCUCUAAUUCACGAGGAACGCUGCUGUUCAACUUGAGAUACUUUUCUCAUUCGGACAAACGGAGCUGAGCGGGAAUUGAUGCUGCGCUCGACACACUCGGUGCUUUCUGGUGUCCACCCUGUCCUUCGUUCUCCUCCUCCUCCUCCUCCUCUGCCUCUUUGCUCAGACUGGAUCUUUCUGCUAUGCAAGGGGUCAAGUCAGCAGGAUGUCUUCUCCACCAGACCUCUCCUCAGCUUUGUUCUGAUCGCGUUCCUUGGUGAAGCACUUAACCCAGAGGCUUCCCAGGCAAAACAAAGGGAUUAACAAUGAACUUUGCUUCCACUGAUGGGUGGCGUUCAACAAAACUGAAGCCUGAGAUCCAAUCAAAGACAAGUGUGAAAUACCUUUCUGGAAAUGACACAUCUACGCACAUUUGCUAUGGAUGGAUUCCACUAAAAAAAGAAAGAGGACCAUGGAAGGAGAAAACAUAGUUAACUCCACGAUGAACAGCAGCGUGAUGGAAUUCCAACUAGUCACUCACAGUCUCUGGGAGGUAAUCACCAUUGCCACUGUGUCAGCCAUUGUCAGCCUCAUCACCAUUGUGGGGAAUGUUCUUGUCAUGCUCUCCUUCAAAGUCAACAGCCAACUGAAGACAGUGAAUAACUACUAUCUGCUGAGUCUGGCAGCUGCUGACCUCAUUAUUGGUGUUUUCUCCAUGAAUCUGUACACCUCUUACAUUCUGAUGGGCUACUGGGCCUUGGGGAACCUUGCCUGUGACCUGUGGUUGGCACUGGACUAUGUAGCUAGUAACGCCUCAGUCAUGAACCUGCUGGUGAUCAGUUUUGACCGAUAUUUCUCCAUCACCAGGCCUCUGACCUACAGGGCCAAACGGACUCCCAAACGAGCUGGAAUCAUGAUCGGUUUGGCUUGGUUGGUGUCUCUGAUCCUGUGGGCGCCACCUAUUCUUUGCUGGCAAUACUUUGUUGGGAAAAGGACGGUUCCUGAGAGGCAGUGCCAGAUCCAAUUUUUCUCUGAGCCAGUGAUAACAUUUGGAACAGCGAUUGCUGCUUUUUACGUUCCUGUCUCAGUUAUGACAAUCCUUUAUGGUCGGAUCUACAAAGAGACGGAGAAGAGGACCAAGGAUCUAGCUGAACUUCAGGGAGUCAACUACUCAACAGAAUCUGCGGAGACACAGCCCCAGAAGACCAUCACCAGAUCUUGUUUUAGUUGUAAACUGAGAUCAGCUUCACACGAUCAGAACCAAGCUUCAUGGUCAUCGUCCAGCAGGAGCAACGCCAAAUCAGCAACUUCUACCAGUGACGAGUGGUCCAAAUCAGGUCAGCUCACCACCUUUAACAGCUAUGCCUCCUCAGAGGACGAGGAACGACCGGCGUCUCCUGGAGGCCUCGGAUCCUCGUUCAGGAACCAUGCUGGUGAGGCCAACAAGAGUAAAACAAGCAAUGAGAGCAAGCAGCUCAGCAGCUAUGCCGAAGACAGUUUCUUCCAGCCACUUCCCAAAAGCAGCUCUCAGAGGAGCAGCAAGUGUGUGUCCUAUAAAUUUAAACCUGCUUCUAAAGAUGCUCACACGGAACUCCAGAGCCAGAGCAAAAACGGAGACACCAAAAUGGUGUCCUCAGCGUUCUCCUCGGCUGAGUCCAUGAGCGCGCCGUCCACCUCUUUGACGUCUAAACCGAUAGAUGCUUCUCUGAAAAACCAGAUCACCAAGAGGAAGAGGAUGGUGCUGAUCAAGGAGAAGAAGGCAGCGCAGACUCUCAGCGCCAUCCUGCUGGCCUUCAUCCUAACAUGGACGCCUUAUAACAUCAUGGUGUUGAUUUCCACCUUCUGCUCCGACUGCAUCCCCCUGUCCCUCUGGCACUUGGGCUACUGGCUGUGCUACGUCAACAGCACCGUCAACCCCAUGUGCUAUGCUCUCUGCAACAAGAACUUUCAAAAGACUUUCCGCAUGCUGCUGCUCUGCCAGUGGAGAAAGAAACGACUUGAGGAGAAACUAUACUGGUGUGGGCAGAACCCUGCAGUCAGCUCCAAGCUGACAUGAACUAAUGUCCAACUUGUAUGUUGUACACUUGCACCAACAGACUGGGAUUCUUCAACUUGGGUGAAUGAAUAAGGUGAAGUGUUACGGGUCGAUCUGUUAUGGACUGACAGGAUUGCUGCUACAAGUCUACAGGAAGAAGAUUAUUACACAAUUUGUGACAGUGUGCAUAGAUUUACAUGUAUUUCCCAUGAAUUUAUAAAAAUUUUGGGCAUCGUGUGUCCAUGUUUUUUUUUUUGUUAAUUUUUUUCAUUUUUUCAUUUGCUGCACUUCCAUCCAACACACAAAGGUCAGUUUAAACCUUCAGAUCUUGUGUUUAUAGUAUUAAUUCCAAAGGGCUAACAUAACGGUUUUUAGCUCACUGAAGCCUUACACACAGUAAUUUGUCACAUCAUUAAAUGUAGAUUCAGCUGCUUACAGUCAUUGUGGCGAUGCAUCAGCUCAUCCCAAUUUAAGAAAUAAAAUGUGAUUUUUACUGAAAGACCAA